Molecule: messenger RNA, 1838 nt
Organism: Daldinia caldariorum
Lineage: Eukaryota; Fungi; Ascomycota; Sordariomycetes; Xylariales; Hypoxylaceae
Product: 60Kd inner membrane protein-domain-containing protein
Exons: 3
Coding region: 84-1619 (511 amino acids)
Biological process (GO): protein insertion into mitochondrial inner membrane from matrix; mitochondrial respiratory chain complex IV assembly
Cellular component (GO): mitochondrial inner membrane
Molecular function (GO): membrane insertase activity
Source: RefSeq, a predicted model, not a curated record
CAGAGCGGGAACAUAAAAAAUUCCCAAUGGAAUUUUGUCUCGUAAGAGGUCGACCUUAAGCUUCUACAGCCUCAAUUAUCGCCAUGCUUCCGAGCAGAGGACUUCCGAGAUCAGUCCCAGCCUCCGCGCUGCGGAAUACCUGGUCUGCUCGGACAAAGCCAACUACUCGACCUUUACAUGUUCCUAUAAGGCACUUUUCCCAAGUACAGCCUCGAUCGACGCCGCUGAUCCGAGUGGGAAGUCGAAUUGGAAAUAUCUCGUAUGCGCAGACGUCCCUUUUCACCUCCCCGGUAGCCGUUGCUGCUGUUACCGCAUCCAGCGUCUUCGCUCAGCGCUCCGGAGCUUCGCGGAAUCUUUCGUUAUGGCCUUUCUCUUCUAAGAAGCCAUCCGCCGUCGAAACAGAGCCUGCCUCUUCCUCUCCGUCUUCCUCUCCCCCAGAGCCUUCGGGGCUUAUCGACAACGCCGAAUCCUUCCCAGAACAAUCCGUCGCGAGUGCGAGUGCGAGUGCGAGUACGAGUACGAGUACAAGUCCGGCUUCCGCUCCCGUAGAUCAUAGCCAGAAUACCUUUAGCGACCUAGAUCUGACGUCCGUCCUCGACAUUCCCGAGCAAAUCGGAUACUUGAAGAAUCUCGGGUUAGAGUUCGGCUGGGGCCCGACAUCCGCCUGCGAAUGGGUUCUCGAACAUGUAUACAUAUACACCGGCAUGCCGUGGUGGGCCACGAUCGCCGCCGUCGCUGUCGCAUGGCGACUUGUUCUGUUUUGGCCCACCUUGACCGCCAGCAAGCAUGGCGCGCUGCUUCAUCAGCUCGAGAGAAAUCCGGCCUACGCCCAAGCCAAGGCGGAAUUUAACGAAGCAGCAUGGAAGACUCGCGAUCGCGUCGCUCAGAUGCGAGCUCAAGAAAAGAUCAUGAGGUUGAAACGAGAGAGCGGCGCGAGCGCUAUGCGCAUGUUCAUACCUGCCUUAACUAUCCCUUUUAGUUUCUGCAUGUUUCGACUGCUCCGAGCCAUGGCUGCCUUGCCCGUACCCAGCUUCGAGACCGGAGGUCUGGCCUGGUUCACCGAUCUGGCCGUUCACGAUCCGUAUUACAUCCUUCCCAUGACUUCCAUAGCCCUGACAGCUCUCAUGUUCAAGCAAACGAGGGAUGCCAAUCCGGCACAAGAUCCGGCAAGGGAAAGCAUCACCAAGAUGAUGAUGUACAUUCUACCUCCCGCCGUAUUUCUGGGCACGGCUUGGCUCCCAGCUGGCAUUCAGUGGUUCUUCCUAACCCUCAGCGCCGGGUCUGCCAUCCAGACGACCGCCACUCUCAACCCAGCUAUCCGCCGCGCUGCUGGUCUCCCUCCUCUCCACGCUAUGCGACCCAUUUCGACCCCCGCCGCCAUCACUCCCACGUGGCAAGCACCAACAUCCCCUAGCCAAAGAGCCGCAACCGAUAAAAUGGACACGGCUAAGAAGGGACUCGGCGCAUCAGCGAUGAGCAUGUUAGGCGUCGACAAGGAGAAGGAGCAAUGGAAGAAGGCUCAGCUCUACGAAGAGCGCAGGGCUGCGGAAGAGAAGGAGAAGGCGUACCGAAGGAUGGAGGAUCUGCGCCGGAAGCAAGCCGAGAAGGGGCGAUUAUGAGAGCGUGACUACCGACUUAGCUAACAGGAUACGGGGGGAUAACGCAUCGAGGGUUGUAUCAUAGCAUAGACGAAGCGUUAGUCUUGGACCACCUAGCGGCAUCUGCUACUUGGACGAUAUCACGGGCUAUACGUAUACGCACACGUACAUGUACACGUACACGUAUAGGGUGAGGUAUAGCACCCGUAACUGUAAUUGCAGUGUAUAUAUAUCAAUCAA